GUUUCUAUUUGUGAUGUAAUGUAAUGACUCUCGAAAAGAAUUUCAAAUUUACACAUGAAAUUCUAGUUUCUGGUAACAAUAAACUGCAGUCUGGACCAGUCUGGACAACUGUUUAUGCGUCGAGAAUAUAUAGUUGCAUCGCGUCGUUGCAGUUGAAAAGCUUGAAGAUAUUGAAUUUGUGAUCCUCUUGGAUGCAGCAGAGGGCCCUGUUCAAUUUCGUGCAUAUUUCGAGAUGUCAACUGGUUGAUAUUGCUUCACGAGUUACGUCGACGUUGUUACGUUUCAUCACAAAUACUUUUGUAAUCUGAGGGUACAAUGGAUACAGAACUUGUCGAAAAAUUCGUAGAAGUGACGGGAGAGAGUGAAGCUACAGCUCGUCAAUACCUGUCAUUGACUGAUGGGAAUGUAGAAGCUGCAAUAAGUUUAAUGUUUGAGGGAGCUCAAGCACCUGAACAGCAACAUGUAGAACCUGAAUCAGAAGUGAGACCUCCUAUUUUACCUACCCAAGAAAUAUUAGUGCCGUCCGAUCCAGUUUGUUCUUUCCCAAGGUUAUCAAAUAAUGUGUUUGAUAGAUUCAGGGAUUUUGCAGUAGAAACCCAACGACAAGAAGAAGAACUGGCUCGUAGAGUAGCUGGAGUCAAACAAUUCUCUCAACGUAAAUCAAAGAGAUUGGAAGAUUUAUUUCGACCACCAUGCAGCAUCCUCUUCCUGGGCUCUUUUUUGGAAGCCCGUGAACAUGCAAAGUCAUUAAAUCGUUGGUUACUUGUAAAUAUUCAAAAUUCUCAAGAAUUUGCCUGUCAAAUACUUAAUAGAGAUGUGUGGUCUAAUCAGCAGAUUCAAGAAAUUGUAAAGGAUCAUUUCGUUUUGUGGCAAGUUUUGUCCAAUACUAAUGAUGGAAAACGCUAUAUUGAUUUCUACAAUGUAUCUGAGUAUCCCUACUUAGCUGUAAUAGAUCCCAGAACAGGAGAAUGUAUGCAAAUUUAUAAUCACAUUACCGUUGAUAUUUUAAUGUCUGCUUUAAAUGAUAUGCUAAGUACUCAUCCAUCACCAGAAUGUGUAUCAAGUGAAUCGUUUAGUUCUAAAAAAUGGAACAAUUGCACUGCAACAGCUACAAAUGAAAAUUCUGUGUCAAAUCCAAUGAUGAGUGAUUGUAGUAGUAGUAGCACUAGAACUUCCAAACACGUGAUUGAUAAUUUAAAUGAUUUGGAUAGUCACAAUGGGAUAGCAAACAUUCAAAGUUCAAGUUCAAAUUCGAGUUUAAGUUCAAGUUCAAGUACAUCGACUAAUGCUUCUGAAAAUAUAAAUAAAAAAAGGAGAAUGGACGAGUCAGAUUUGAAAAAACAAAGUCAGGAUACCAAUGCAAAGGUUGAAUCGUGCGAAUCAAAAUGUGAUUUGAACAAAAUUAAAACUAAUAGCGAAUCUAUAAGACUCUGUUUAAGAUUGCCAAAUGGUAAAAAAGAAACAUUAUCAAUGUGUGCAACAGAUACAAUAGAAGAUUUUAUAAAUAAAAUGGGAAGCUUAGGUUAUGUCUCAUCUGACCAUAGUUAUUUGGUACCAUUUCCGAAAACAAAUAUUGGGGAACUUGCUCCGGACAUACAUUUGUCAGAUACAAUUUUGUUUCCAGCUAACACAGUAUUCAUAACAAAGUUAUAGUAACAUGUUAGAACAAGAUAGUAUACUGCAUUUAUUUUCUUUUAAAUACCAAUUGGAACAUAUCUUAAAUUUUAAAAAUAUUAUACAACUUAAAAACAUAUAGCUAUACACUACACGCGUAUUCGACUAAUAUUUCGGUACAAUUGCGAUUUUAUUAUUUGUCGAUAUUUGAUACUUCCGUAUGAUAAUUAAACGAACCUUUAUUAAGAGUACUUCGCAUCAUCUCUUAUAUUCAAAUGUAAUUAUCGUCGGUAUUUAUUAUUUAUCGGAAUUUUAUUUAAUCAAUUUAUUUUUCAAAAAGUGCUAAACAAAAUUAUUUAAAAAGAAUAUAUGUUAAGUAUUUGAAUUAUAUACUCUGUACAAUACAACUUUAUGUGUAUUAUUCCUAUAAAGUCGUAUUAUUAAUAAAUAUGGCGGACCUUAAUACAUCUUCACAUUAAUAAUAAUUCAAUAAUUUCUGUUAACAUUUAAUAUUUAACCCUCGGAUGAGAGGCCGUGAACAAUUACAAUUAGGCCACAAGUGAGCUACGCGACUUCCUCUUAUGUUUGAAAAUUCUUUUUCUUUAUUUCAGAAAUAUGUAUCGUACAAAUAUAAAUACAAAUCGAAGAACAAAAUAAUAUUAUAGACCUUUGAUGUAUUUUAGAUGAGCGCAGAAACAUCCCUCCUUGCUCGCGACACACUGAAUUGCUAUAUACAUCGAAAUAAAAUAAAAUUCUGCUUCGACAUAAACAUUGAUCGAGGUAUCGUAUGUCGAGCAAACAGUGAAGUCGAGCUUCAUAAAUUUACAUCCAAAAAGCCUCAGCCGUGCGGGGGUUAAAUAAAUGGAGUGACAUCAAUAAAUACUGACGUAUUUGUGAUAAACUGUAUAUUAGUAAUAAGUAUUCCUUUUAUUUCAUUUGAAUGCAGAAUAUCCGAAUAUUAUAUUUCAUGUUUUUAUAAUUAUUACUAAUCUAUUAAGAAUUUAUUUGCUUAAGAAACUUAAUGUUCAACCAUUUAAUUUAAAUAAAAAAUAUACAAGAUAUUUAGACAAUAUGUACCAACACUUAUCUUUGGAGGAACAUCACAUUUUUCAAGAAUAAACGUCUGUUAACAAAAUACUUAAAUUAUUUUGUUUAUUUACAUUAAUGUAAUACAAAGAUAAUAGAUUAACAUAAUAAAGAGUUAUAUUACAAAAUAGCGAACAUUAAAGAUUUCUGUGAACUACGAUACCUGUACAAAUGACACGAUUAUUUAUAAUAUUAUCACACAUGAUAUACAACUACGACAUAUAUCAAACAACUAAAAAGAUAAAUAUUAGUUAUAAUUCGCGAGUAAGGUUCCAACUUCUAGACUUGCAGACUAGUUUCUUACAUGUAAAAAACUUUAGAUAAAUUGGUAAUAUAAUUUUAUUAUAUACUUUUCUAAUUUUGUUAUGAAAAUGUUAAAAUACAUUGUCCUCACCGUGUUACUUAUUUAGGAACAUUUUCCCAUCAAUUUAAGGGGGCACUGGAUGAUUAUUAGUGAUAAAUAUUCACUGGCAAACGUUGUUAUAAUUUGAUGUGCAAAGCAGGUUACUACUGAAGCGAUUGGGUAAGAGUUGUCUGUGUGCGCAAGAAUAUACCAGUGGAUUCUUC
Messenger RNA from Hylaeus volcanicus, 3267 nucleotides. RefSeq names its product UBX domain-containing protein 7. Gene Ontology annotation, biological process: proteasome-mediated ubiquitin-dependent protein catabolic process. The transcript is spliced from 10 exons. NCBI's taxonomy places the organism in Eukaryota, Metazoa, Arthropoda, Insecta, Hymenoptera, Colletidae. Gene Ontology annotation, cellular component: nucleus. The record is from RefSeq and is a predicted model, not a curated record. Gene Ontology annotation, molecular function: ubiquitin binding. Bases 316 to 1653 code for a protein of 445 amino acids.